Molecule: messenger RNA, 1841 nt
Organism: Amaranthus tricolor (Joseph's coat)
Lineage: Eukaryota; Viridiplantae; Streptophyta; Magnoliopsida; Caryophyllales; Amaranthaceae
Product: developmentally-regulated G-protein 3
Exons: 10
Coding region: 233-1339 (368 amino acids)
Biological process (GO): cytoplasmic translation
Cellular component (GO): cytoplasm
Molecular function (GO): GTP binding; GTPase activity
Source: RefSeq, a predicted model, not a curated record
GUGAAAAUCAUUACAAUUGGCCCAACAUAGUGUCGUCGUAUCACUCAAUUGGAAAACACUCGACACACCAUUCUGGUCUCUAGAACCUUCCACCAUUUGCAGCCUUGAGAGUUGAGGUACUCGCCGACCUGCCGAACAUCCAAACCUUUUCAUUAUUCCAGUCGCGAAAUCAGUUUCCGUUUGAUCAUCCUUACAAUUCCUAGAUCAUAAGAGUUUCCCCAAUUGCAAAAAAAUGGCGACUGUGAUGCAGAAAAUCAAAGAUAUUGAAGAUGAGAUGGCAAGGACUCAGAAAAACAAAGCUACUGCACAUCACCUUGGACUGCUUAAGGCUAAACUUGCAAAGUUACGGAGAGAACUGUUGACGCCCACAUCAAAAGGAGGUGGUCCUGUUGGUGAAGGUUUUGAUGUCACAAAAAGUGGAGAUGCCCGAGUUGGGUUAGUUGGCUUUCCAUCUGUUGGAAAAUCGACACUGCUUAAUAAGUUGACUGGGACUUUUUCUGAGGUUGCUUCUUAUGAAUUUACUACCUUGACUUGCAUUCCUGGAGUGAUAAUGUAUAGAGGAGCAAAAAUUCAGUUGCUGGACUUACCAGGUAUCAUUGAGGGCGCCAAGGAUGGUAAAGGUAGAGGAAGGCAGGUCAUCAGUACUGCAAGGACUUGUAAUUGUAUUUUAAUUGUUUUAGAUGCAAUAAAGCCAAUAACUCACAAGCGUCUCAUAGAAAAAGAGCUCGAAGGCUUUGGGAUAAGGUUGAACAAGGAACCGCCCAAUUUAACCUUCAGGAAGAAAGAAAAGGGUGGCAUUAAUUUGACCUCUACAGUUACGAACACACAUUUGGAUCUGGAGACUGUGAAGGCAAUAUGUAGUGAAUACAGAAUUCACAACGCUGAUAUCACGCUUCGUUAUGAUGCGACUGCCGAUGAUCUCAUUGAUGUUAUUGAGGGAAGUAGGGUUUAUAUGCCAUGCUUAUAUGUCAUAAACAAAAUUGAUCAGAUUACCCUUGAAGAGUUGGAGAUUCUGGAUAGACUUCCUCAUUACUGCCCAAUCAGUGCUCAUCUGGAAUGGAACCUUGAUGGCUUGCUGGAGAAGAUCUGGGAAUACCUAAAUCUUACUCGUAUUUAUACAAAACCUAAGGGAAUGAAUCCAGAUUAUAAUGAUCCUGUCAUCCUUUCAUCCAGAAAGAGAACUGUAGAAGAUUUCUGCGAUCGAAUUCACAAGGAUAUGGUGAAACAAUUUAAGUAUGCUCUAGUUUGGGGAUCAAGUGUGAAGCACAAGCCGCAAAAAGUUGGCAAGGAACACGAACUUGAGGAUGAAGACGUCGUUCAAAUCAUCAAAAAGAUCUGAUUGAGGCUGUGGCAUUCAUAUUUUGACUCGAGUUCGGUAGAGACAUUGGCUAAGUUAUAGAGGUCAUGUUCUUAAUGUGAACGAUCGGCUCUGUUUUUUGAGAAGGCUUUGGCUACCAUGUCAUUUUAUGUUUCCUGUAUUGCAAUGUGGAUUGUUUAAAGAUGUUUUAGAUGUACAUGUAGAAAAGUGAUUGCACCAACUUGUUGGCUAUGGUUUUGACAUGUUCACGAUAAAUAAUUCGGUUUCAUUAAAAAAGGCGAAAACAAGGGUCCUUUCAAAACGAAACCGAGGGUUAUUACCCAGUGUUCAUGGAUUUCGUUUACGUACUUGUUGUUCCUUGUUCCGAGCUACUAUCAACCUCGAACCUUAAGCGGCUAUGCUAAAGUAUAAAAUGUAUUGGCUAAAAAUAUACUUGCUUAGUAGGUCAUUUUAAAAAAAAAAUAGCAUUAUAAAAGGAAACAUCCUCUCCUUCUUUUUGGCUAAGUUAUAGUAUGUUAUGUGA